This is a messenger RNA of Bicyclus anynana (squinting bush brown), 665 nucleotides long. It is a transcript of the gene cni, whose product is annotated as protein cornichon. Gene Ontology annotation, biological process: endoplasmic reticulum to Golgi vesicle-mediated transport. The coding region runs from base 72 to 506 and encodes 144 amino acids. Lineage: Eukaryota; Metazoa; Arthropoda; Insecta; Lepidoptera; Nymphalidae. The record is from RefSeq and is a predicted model, not a curated record. Gene Ontology annotation, cellular component: endoplasmic reticulum membrane; COPII-coated ER to Golgi transport vesicle. The transcript is spliced from 4 exons.
AGUCAAUGUCAAAUCAACGAUCACUUAACUUGACGUUUGUGAUUUUUGAAAUUUGAAUUGUUUUUGUAAAAAUGGCGUUUAGCUUUCCUGCGUUUUCUUAUGUUAUAGCCUUAAUUGUUGAUGCUUUUCUAAUAUUUUUCUCAAUAUUUCACGUGAUAGCGUUCGAUGAGCUGAAGACCGAUUAUAAGAAUCCAAUAGAUCAGUGCAACAGCCUCAAUCCCUUGGUGUUGCCGGAGUAUUUGCUGCAUUUAAUUAUAAAUCUGCUGUUCCUGUUGUCCGGAGAAUGGUUUUCACUGUUGAUAAACGUUCCACUGAUCUUGUAUCACAUUCACAGGUACAAUAACAGGCCGGUGAUGUCCGGGCCAGGGCUCUAUGACCCCACAAGUAUUAUGAACGCUGAUGUAUUGACUGUGUGUCAGAGGGAAGGCUGGAUAAAGUUGGCAUUCUAUUUGCUUUCAUUCUUCUUGUAUCUCUAUGGAAUGAUAGUGGUUUUAAUAGCGGUUUGAUAGCGAAGAGGAGUGUGUUUUUAAAAUUCCAUGAAAUCAUUAUUUAUUUAUUAGAGUCCCCUAAGGAGAGUUAUGGUCGAACAAAUGCUUGUUGUUGUGUAGACACCAAAAAUGUCUAAAUUGUGGAAAUGUUUUGGUAAUAAAAUUCUUAAUUUUUAA